UCCCGCCCGCCUGCCCUCCCUCCUUCUCUCUCUCCUCCCUGGGCUGCUUUCGGGAGCAGACUGUGGUGCCUUGCACACUUCUUGGGGGCAAGAGUGCCGGAGAGAGUGCUUGGGUGUGUGAGUGAGUGAAUGAGAGAGAGAGUGAGUGCAAGGCAGGGAAACACAGAAACACAGAGAAAGGGAGAGAGAGAGAGAGAGAGAGAGAGCAAGAGAGAGAGAGAACAAGAGAGAGGGAGACUCCUGUCCUGUCCUGUGGAUUUAGAGGCUGGGGCAUGUCACAGUAAUCCUCUGGGAGCUCUGGAGCCAAAGCUGCUGAAGUGCUGAAUGACUGCUGAGUGUGCGAGAACGAGAACGAGAACCAGAAGGGAUGUCUAAACGCGGUGGGAUGUCGCCACGCCGGUGGCUGGGCCUCCCCUGGCUUGUGGUACUGGUGUGUGCGGUGGGACUCUCGGAGGGCUGGUUGUGGUGGGACGACAAAGAUGCCAAACCGACGACGCCGGCCACGUCCGUGCCUAGGCCGAAGACGCAGCAGAGGAGAAAAGAAGAAAACGGCCUGUCUCUGCUCCAGCUGAUCGGCAACCCGCCCCCGUCCGACGUGGAGCAGGUCGACGCCCCUGACGGCGCCCCGGGCUACGUCUUCGGCCCCAACUCCAACUCGGGUCAGCUGGCGCACGCCCACCUGCCCAACCCCUUCUGGCGCGACUUCUCGCUCAUCUUCCACGUCAAGCCCACGUCGACGCGCGGCGGCGUGCUCUUCUCCGUGACGGACGCCCGGCAACAGAUCAUGUACGUCGGGGUGAAGAUCUCGGACGUGCAGGGCGGCAACCAGCGCAUCCUGCUGUACUACACGGAGCCGGACUCCACCAACUCCUACGAGGCGGCCUCCUUCACCGUGCCCUCCAUGCAGAACCGCUGGACGCGCUUCGCCAUCGCCGUCAACCAGGAGAACGUGCUCUUCUACUUCGGCUGCGACGGCGAGCCGGACGUGCGGAACUUCGAGCGCUCGCCCGACCCCAUGGACCUGGAGAACGGUGCCGGGAUCUUCGUGGCGCAGGCUGGCGGCGCCGACGCUGAUAAGUUCCUGGGUGUCAUUUCAGUGCUGAGGGUCAUCGGAGAUCCCCGGGCAGCAGAGAUGCACUGCGAUGAGGAAGGAGACGACGCCGAUGGAGAAUCGGGAGACUAUGGAAGCGGAGAGGGCGAAAGGACACCCACCAUCUCGACGACCCCUCCAUCCCUGCGGCCCAUCCCCAGGCCCCCAGUCACACCCCCAAGGUCCUCCGGCUAUGACCGUGACAGGCAAUCUGUGGACCACCACUCCAGAGAUAGAACAUGGGGAGCUCAAGGAGGCUCUUCUUCAGGCAGCGCCAACGUGGCGGGAUCCGGGUCCAAGGGAGAGAAGGGCGAUAGAGGAGCUAAAGGAGACCAGGGGCCAGCCGGGCCGAAAGGAGAGAGCGGCAGCGGCGGCUAUGGAGGCAGUAGCGGAGCCGGCGGCCGCGGAGAGAAGGGUGCCAAAGGAGACAAGGGUCUUGGAGGGCCUGGUCCUAAGGGAGACCGCGGUUAUCCUGGUCCUCCUGGUCCUCCCGGGCCUCCAGGAUCCGGGCCUGAGGUAGUGAGCGUGGGUGACGGGUCGGUCAAAACCAUCCCUGGACCCAGAGGACCACCUGGGCCUCCCGGAUCGCCUGGCUCGCGCGGUAACGACGGAGAACCCGGUGACCCUGGUGAGGAUGGCAAAGAGGGGCCUGUUGGACCUGCCGGAUUCCCCGGUUCCCCGGGAGAUGCGGGCCAGAAAGGAGCGAAGGGCGAACGUGGGGAGGGUCACCAAGGCCCUCGGGGGUUGCCAGGUCCCCCCGGGCCCCCCGGACUGUCUUACGGAUCCAGAGACAGACUUACAUACGUGGACCAGGAGGGCUCUGGAUAUCCUGAUGGUGGAAGGGGUUUACCUGGACCGCCCGGCCCACCUGGUCCCCCUGGACCACCUGGACAUGGGGGCUCGUCUGGAUCCGGCGGCUCUGGAGCACCCGGAACUCCCGGAAGACCCGGAAGUCCUGGACUCACUGGACCUCCCGGCCGACCAGGACCUCCCGGACCAGCCGGACCCAAGGGCGAUUCUGGUGAUUUGGGACUUCCUGGGGCAGUGGGAGAGAAGGGCUCCAAGGGUGCCUCUGGCACUCCCGGCACCCCAGGCCAAACAGGCCUCGCUGGUCUUCCCGGACCCAUGGGACCCGUCGGCCCUCCAGGACCUCCCGGACCCCCAGGCCCAGGCCACGGCUACGGUGGCGAUGCCGGCUUUGAUGAUAUGGAGGGUUCUGGUGUUGGCGUCUACCCUGGCCGUCCUGGAAUAAGGGGUCCUGAUGGUGUGCAGGGCCCACCUGGUCUUCCCGGAUUCCCUGGGAAGGCUGGUUUGCCCGGCCUCCCUGGGCCUAAGGGAAAUGAGGGACCCCAAGGAAGAGACGGUCGACCUGGACUGGACGGUUUCCAGGGACCAGAGGGACCACAGGGUGAGAGAGGAGACAGAGGAGAGAAAGGAGAACCCGGUAGAGACGGCGUUGGCAUCCCAGGACCACCUGGACCCCCAGGACAGAUCAUCUACCAGUCUGGCGGCAGCUAUGAUGGAAGUAUCCAAGGACCCCAGGGCAAUCCUGGACUGCAGGGUCAGGCAGGAUUCCCUGGCCCGAUGGGACCGAAAGGUGACCGAGGUGACCCCGGCUAUCCUGGAACUACGAUCAAGGGUGAAAAAGGAGAACCGGGAGCAAUCAUCGGGCCUGAUGGCAAUGCCAUUUACUUCGCUGGGACAGGUGGACAUAAGGGUGACAUGGGACCUCCCGGACCAGUGGGGCCAGCUGGACCUUAUGGACCAGAAGGGCCAAAAGGUGAAAUUGGAUUCCCUGGCAGACCAGGUCGCCCUGGUGUCAAUGGCUACAAAGGAGACAAAGGGGAACCAGGUGGUGGAUCUGGUGGAUAUGCCUACCCCGGACCCCCAGGACCUCCCGGACCUCCAGGCCCACCCGGCCCAUCUGUGGCUGCCGAUCGCUUUAAUAGAUAUGAUGAUCAAGGAUCAAGGAAUUACCCUGCUGAGAAAGGAGAGAAGGGUGACCCUGGUACUCCUGGACUCCCAGGUACUGCCUAUGACAUCGACUACCUGUCAGUGAUUGGGAAACUCAAGGGCGAGCCAGGAGACACAGGUGGAAAGGGGGAGAAAGGGGAACCAGGCGGAGGAGGCUACUAUGGAGGGGGCUACGGAGGCGGCCAGGGACCCCCAGGAAACCCAGGACUUCCAGGACCAAAAGGAGACUCCAUCAGAGGACCCCCAGGCCCCCAGGGCCCAUCAGGUCCCCCAGGAGUGGGCUACGAUGGCCGGCCGGGCAACCCUGGACCCCCUGGGCCGCCAGGACCAGUAGGAGGAGGACCUGGAGCCUACCGACCAACUAUCAGUAUUCCAGGACCACCAGGCCCUCCCGGACCUCCUGGACACCCUGGCCAAUCAUCUGUCGUACUUGUCCAGAGAGCAUUUGAAGUGGUGUCUACUGCAAGGAGGUAUCCAGAGGGAAGCCUGGUCUUCGAUGUAGAGAAGAACGCUCUUUACAUCAGAGUCAGAGAUGGCAUCCGUCAGAUUAUGCUUGGAGACUAUUUCCCAUUCUAUCCUGGUCUGGAUAACGAGGUUGCGGCCGCCCAGCCCCCUCCGGUCAUCCACUACGAGCCUGACCACGGCGCUGGCAGCGUGUCGCGACCCAUCGAGCCACCGCCCCAGCAGCCCGCCGACAUCCCACGGCCCCACGAGCCAGAGACGCACCCAGACACCCGUUACCCCUCGCACACUGACCCCAGAUACCCCCACAACCCUCACAAUCCACAUGAUCCACACAAUCCACACAACCCCCACAACCCUCACAACCCACACAAUCCUCACAACCCACACAAUCCUCACAAUCCGGACCCGAGGUACCCUCCCCAGACCGACCCCAGGCAACCCGCCCAGCCUGAGGUCAGACCUCCCCCUGUUACCCCUGUUCGCAGGCCCGUCGCCCCUGAGCCCGAGCCCGCCAGGCCAGUUGUGGUGGACAACACGGGUCCAGGGCUUCAUCUGAUAGCCCUGAACGCGCCCCAAGGCGGCAACAUGCGGGGCAUCCGCGGGGCCGACUUCCUGUGCUUCCAGCAGGCGCGCGCCGUGGGCCUGACGGGCACUUACAGGGCCUUCCUGUCCUCCAAACUGCAGGACCUUUACAGCAUCGUCCGCAAGUCUGACAGGGACACUCUGCCCAUCAAGAAUAUAAAGGGCGAAGUGCUGUUCAGCAGCUGGGAGUCUCUCUUCACGGAGGCCGGGGGCAGGAUGAAGGACAACGCUCCCAUCUACUCCUUUGAUGGCCGCGACAUCCUCAGGGACAGCGCAUGGCCGGAGAAAAUGGUGUGGCACGGCUCCAGCCCGCGUGGCCAGCGGCAGAUGGACAACUACUGCGAGACGUGGCGGGCGGGCGACCGGGCGGUGACGGGCCUGGCCUCCUCGCUGCAGAGCAGCCAGCUCCUGCAGCAGACACCCAGCAGCUGCUCCGGCUCGUACGUAGUGCUCUGCAUCGAGAACAGCUACGUCGCACCGUCCAAAAAGUAAAACCAACCACAACAACAACAACAACAGCGACAUUAUAACGACAAUAACUAACAGAUAAAAAGAACGACGACAACAACGACAAAGAAAUCAAGCCCUCCAGUUCUUUUGUUUGUUUUUAUUUUUUUAUUUUUACACUUCCUUCCGUUCCGUUUUUUAGCAUCCAGGGAACACAUGUAAAAAUCCAAAAAACAGUUUGAAGCCAGACCUAUUGUCAUCCUGACAAACCUCGCCUUAUUUCAUGUAAAAAAAAACAACUACAUCGUCUACGUAGAUGCCGUGCAGCAUGCACAGCAGGUCACACUGAUGGAACUGGGACUGAAAAGGCUGAGAGAAGAGAGAGGAGUCCAAUUGUUAUACGUUCAUCCCCUCUGCAAUGCCAAAGAGACGAACCUGACGGAAAAGGUGUUUGCCCUCCUUCUCUGUGGGGGGCGCUGGCACAUAACGUCUACUGAGUGGCUGAGGCUAAGAGGAGGAGCUCCAGCCACUUGCUGGCAGUGUUUGGAAAUCGUAACCGUGAUACAUUUCUUUUUUUGUAUAUUAAUUGUACUGUUUGUGUUGUUUGUUCUUGUUUUAAUUUUUUGUUUUUGUUUUUAUUCAUGUUACAUUUCAAAAUGUCUUAAUUUGGUGUAAUUGGUACACUAGACCAAUUCCUAGCAAGCAAACAUAUUUUUUUGUGUAACUGUUCAACUUUUUAUAUUAUUUCAAUUUUCCAUUAUAAAAAUUGUGGGAUAUUGAGGGGCAAGAAAGCUUAAAAACACUAAGGAUAAAAGAAAAUAUUAGAUAUUUAUUUUGAAAUGAAGUUUUUUAGAAAUAACAGACAAUUCAAUUUGAGAUUUAAAAGAAAAAGAAAAAAAACAAAUAAAACUAUUUUUCUCUUAGUGAGCACUUUCUCUCAGAAUCUAUCAGACAUUUCCACAGGGGAGUGUGUGGGUGAAUAGCAAUAGUGUAAAGACGUGUAAAUCUUGAGUAUGUUGUCUACAGGUUCCAGAUGAGAAAGAAAUGUGUGAACUAUAUGUGUAGCCCCUUGAAAAAUGAACUUAUGUUAUUGAUGACAAAAAUCAGGAAACAAUUGCUGAUGUCCUUGGUAUGCUAUCUCAGUAUGCAUUUUAACAUUUCAGGUGGACUUUGUUACCUACUCAUAUGCUUCCAACAUUAUAUUCUGGUCUGCGCCAGGACAGUUCACUUUAAAUGCAGCAAGGUCGCUGCAGAUGGAAUGAUUCCCAAACGAGAUGUCGAUAUUGGAAUUGUGUGUAGAAAGAAGAGAAGAGAAAAGGCAAUCCACCCUUUAUAUCCAAACAGCUAUUAGCAUUUCCACAAUCAUUUUCUCCGACCGCUGCCUUUCUGGUAUGUCUUGUGUUGGCCCCUGCUGGGUCAAAACAUGAAUCUGGUGCUACUACUUUUAAAUGAAAGGACUGCUACGGGUGGGUAAGGGGGUGAGGGUGAGGGUUUUGCAGGGAAAGCUGAGGUGUGUUUGGUGAAAGACACUUUAUACUGUGUGUAUCCCCGAGCUGAACCCGUACUAACUCAGAGGUGGAGCUGCUGAUGUGUGCGUGCGUGUCCCACAUGAGCUAGAGUGACCCGGUGGAAACAACGCUCCUAUUUUUGUAACCAGUAUGUGCUGUAACAAUUCUUUGAGGCACUGAAUAAAUGAUUUUUUUUGUCA
This is a messenger RNA of Engraulis encrasicolus (European anchovy), 6266 nucleotides long. It is a transcript of the gene col18a1a, whose product is annotated as collagen type XVIII alpha 1 chain a. Gene Ontology annotation, molecular function: extracellular matrix structural constituent conferring tensile strength. The record is from RefSeq and is a predicted model, not a curated record. Gene Ontology annotation, biological process: extracellular matrix organization. The coding region runs from base 368 to 4603 and encodes 1411 amino acids. Lineage: Eukaryota; Metazoa; Chordata; Actinopteri; Clupeiformes; Engraulidae. The transcript has 42 exons.